UUCCUCAGUGUUUAAUAAAUGUUCUGUAACUUAUUAGUUGGUAUGUAAUACAGCAUGUGAUGUAUGCCAUGCCUGAUCUUAUUUGUUUUUGUUAAUAAACAUUUUCUAAAAUAGUUUUUCAUUAUUUCUUACUAUUUGAUUGUUUUGUGCAAGAAGAGAGCUGCCUUAGAUGUUUCACAUACGAAUGAGAAGUACAAAUUAUAACAUGCUUUGAAUUUGAAUUGCUUUGAAUAAACAAUUCUUGUCUUUUAUUUACACGUAUAAACUUAUAAUACAAAAAUAUAAAACAAUGCGCAGAUAUCACUUUGCUUAAUUUACAAAGAACUUAAAUUAUGAACAAAAGUAAUAUACAGGUCAACAUUACAUUCAUUCCCAUUUUUUUCCAGAAAUAAAAGGUAACGACUUAAUUGUGAAAAUGAUUACUACAGGUCUACAAUGUUAGAAAAUAUAACACAGCAGGACAUGCAUACAAAAUACUUCAGAAAUCAUAUUUGUGGAUCAAGUUUGCCUAAAACAUUUGUGGACAUAUCUAGCAUGAUAACACUACAAUAAUAAUCAUGUCGUCUUUUACUUGUAUUUUUAAGUACCUUAUCUACUUCUUUACUUAUUAUUGUGGAUUGGUUUAAGUGAGUUUUAAAUGGUUUCUGUUGUAAUGUGGUGCUAUAGAGAAAAUAAAAUGAACUUGACCUUUCAGUGCAGAGUAACACGGCGUUCUUUUCCUUGAAUGAAUCAGCAUUUGAAAGAAUCGAGUGACUCGGUGAUUCAACCGUCCAAUCAGAUGCGUCCCACUUCCUGCAUCCCAAUGUGUAUACCCUCCAUAAAUAGCAUUCAAAACUAUAAAACUAUAAACUAUACUAUCACAUCAAAUUUAUGAUGGCUAGGAGGCACAUUGGGAUGCAGGUACUGGGAUGCCAGUUUUUCCAUCAUGGUGAGCUGGUCUAUGUUCACAUUGUACCUUGAACGCCUCAGUCAAGAACGCUCCUUAUAGAUCCGCCAUCCUUGCACUGUAAUAUGUUCAGGCCGCUGCAGGAGUUUUGAGAUGUUUUAUAUUUACUGCAUCAUCCACCUUGGCCGCUUGCUGUCCCAGUACCUGAAAGGCUCUCGAGACGUCUAUGUUCUGAAAUCUUCAGUCCAGGAGGCCAUCCAGAUGAGGAUCAAGUAGCUAAUUUGAUAAACUGAAACAGUUUGCACAGAUAGACAACUUAAGGCUUGGAUCUGUUAUUCUGUUCGGUUCUCCCAGACUUAUAGUACUUAGCUGCGUCCUGAAUCUUGACCAGAAUACCUCUCUUCUCCAGCUGGUCUCCACCUCUCCUGUCCCUCUCUUCCUCACAAAUGAUACUUACUUAAUCCAGCUGGGGCGUCAAGAUCAUCAUGUAACCAAGUAGUCACAAGGUUUUUUUUUUUUUUUUUCUUGAAUGCGAUCUCUACCAAUUAUACAGGCCACAAUUUGUGUUAAACGUAAAAUUUGGUUGUUUUUAAUGACCCAGAAGAUGUGGCAGCACCGUCGUCGUUUAGAUACGAUGUUGCCACAAAGUGCUAGGUGUAGCAGAAAUUAUACAAACUAGAGAUGCACGAUAUUGGAUUUUUGCAGAUAUGCAGAUAUUCCGAAAACUCAUUUUGGCCAAUACCGAUAUAUUUAUUUUUAUUUGGAAACAACACCAAGUCCCUCCUGUGCAGAUAGUAAAAGCUAUUUUUUUUUCUAACAAGAACUUAUUCAUUGGAACUACACAUGCUUUUACCGUUUACUCUCUCAUCAACCGAACACGUCAUUCUGUACUGUGCUUAAAUGCAGCAAUCCAAAGCAGGUUCUUUUACAGUGUGAUGACCCCCAAAUGCAGGGACAGCCAGCACAUGCUACUGGAAGCAACCAGGAAGGUCAUUCUUCAGCUGCCAGACUACACUAUUCAGACUCCCCAUUACAAAAAACAUGACAAGUCAAGACAAGCACUGACAAUGUGCAGGUCCUUACACUAAAUUCUACUUGUUCUUACCUGUCACUACAGCAGCUCCAUCUGUUCCUAAUCCAUACAACUUUUGAAUUGGUAUGUUUUUCUUACGCAGCACUUCCUUUAUCGCAGCCACGGUAGUAUUUGCCUUCCCGUUAGUGACGUUUACUAGCUCUAGAAAUGGGCAGAAGAGCUGGCUUUCUCUGUGUAGCUUGGGGGGAAAAACUAAACAUUCCCGCCUCAAUCUCUUCUUCACUCCGCCAGAGUUUUGCAGCGUGUUUCAACGAAUCCCUCUUAAGCAACACAUCCUCUAAUAGCUAGAAGUCAAUGACAGAAGAUGACGUCGGAGCAGAAUCUGGAUACAACGGAAGGUGAACAUAAAUGCUUAGAGGCAAGAGAAAGACAGAGAGAAAAACAAGAUCCAGUCCAGAUGAGAAAUGCCCCGACUACAGUCAGCGUUGAUAUAUAUUCUGAAACAGGUGCGAGUGUAAAUGCUCCUUUAUUGACCGGAAACACCUUUACAGGACCAGUAACCAUUUAUGGCUCAAAUGCUGAAGGAAACGAUAAACAGAAAUCCUCAGAGAUGGCAGAGGAACACAGAGAAAUACAAGAGCUGCAAAACUUUUUAGAAACUCACAAAACAAACAUGAAGGAGAAAACAGAAUAUAUUUUUGAGGGCAACAAAGACAAGGAAGCACAACUCAAGGCUGUUUACACAGAUCUGUUCAACAGAGGAGAUAUGAAAGAUGUCAAUCACGAACAUGAGAUUCUGAAGAUUGAUGAUGCUUUCAAGCGAAAAACACAGGACAAACCAAUCAAAUGCAAUGAUAUAUUUACUGAACUAAGGAAAAACAGUGAGAAAAAAAAUGUUCUCACUAAGGGCAUCGCUGGCAUUGGAAAAACUGUCUCUGUGCACAAGUUCAUCCUGGACUGGGCAGAAGGAAAAGCCAAUCAAGAUAUACACUGUGUGUUCCUGCUUCCAUUCAGAGAGAUUAACUUAAUGACAAAUGAAGAUUUCAGUCUCCAUGAGCUUCUGCUAGAAUUUUAUCCUGAACUGAAGGACCUGGAGAAAUCAAAGAUAUAUAAGGAAUGUAAGAUAGCAUUUAUAUUUGAUGGACUUGAUGAGAGUCGCCUGUCUCUAAAUUUUAAAAGUAGAUCACUGAACACUGUUGAGAAAAAAGCAUCUGUGGAUGUGCUCUAUACAAGUCUGGUCAAAGGGACUCUGCUUCCAUCAGCUAUUGUCUGGGUGACAUCACGACCAGCAGCAGCCAAUCAGAUUCCUCCUCAGUAUGUAGGUUUGUUCACAGAGGUCCGAGGAUUCACUGACCAACAGAAGGAGGAGUACUUCAGAAAGAGAUUCACAGAUGAGAGUCUGUCCUCCAGAAUCAUCUCACACAUUAAGACGUCUCGUAGUCUCUACAUCAUGUGCCACAUUCCUGUGUUCUGCUGGAUCACAGCCACAGUACUUCAGGAUAUUCUCACUGAGAACAAUGAAGAGAACAUCAGCACAACACUCACUGAAAUGUACAUUCACUUCCUGAGGAUACAGAUGAACAUGAAGAGUCAGAAAUAUGGCGAACAACAAGAAGGAGAAUGUUCAGAGCACUUACUUUUAAAUAGAAAGAUGAUUCUGAAGUUAGCCAAGCUAGCGUUUGAACAGCUGAAGCAGGAAAACAUUGUGUUCUAUGAGAAAGAUCUGAAAGCAUGUGGCAUUGAUGUGAGUAAAGAUGCUGAGUUCACAGGAAUGAUCACUCAGAUCUUUAAGAGGGAAUUUGGACUUUAUAAGACAAAGAUCUUCUGCUUUGUGCAUCUGAGCGUUCAAGAGUUCCUCGCUGCAGUGCAUGUGUUCACCUGUUACCUGAACAAGAACCAGCAAGAGCUUAAGUUUUUCUUUGAGAAUUCACAAACUACAGUCAUGCAAAAUCAUACAUUUCUUUUUAGAAACGUCAAAUUGCAUGACUUAACAGAGAGAGCCAUUGAAAAAGCAAUGCAGAGUAAGAGGCAUCUGGACCUGUUCCUGCGGUUUCUGAUGGGUAUUUCACUGGAAUCCAGUCAAAAUCUGCUGAAAGGCCUGAUCACACACACUGAAGACACCACAGAGAGCAUCAGAAAUCUAAGUGCACACAUUAAAGAAUUACAACAACAGGACAUCUCAGAUGAAGCUUCAGUCAACCUGUUCUACUGCUUACUUGAGCUCAAGGAUAAUUCAUUAUAUGAGGAAAUCCAGAGUUACCUCAGUUCAAAUGAACAUCCAGGAAGAGAUCUCUCAUCUUCAAUGUGCACAGUGUUGACCUACAUACUACUGAUGUCAGAGAAGGUGCUAGAUGAGUUCAACCCAAAGAGGUUCACAUCAGAACAAUCAGAUUACAAGAGACUCAUUCCAGCUGUGAGAUGCUGCAGAAAAGCUCUAUUUGAAAGCUGUGGUUUUGAUGAAACAUGCUGUGAAACUCUGUCUUCUGCUCUACAAACAUCAAACCAUCUGACAGAGCUGAACCUGAGCAGCAAUCACCUGCAGGAUUCAGGAGUGAAGCUGCUUUCUGAUGGACUGAAGAGUUCACACUGUCGUUUAAACAUACUGAGGCUGUGUGGGUGUCAUCUCACUGCUCUGUCCUGUGAAAGUUUAUCUUCAACUUUACAAUCAUCAAACUCUGUCCUGAGAGAGAUGGACCUGAGUAACAAUGAUCUGCAGGAUUCAGGAGUGAAGCUUCUUUUGGAUGGAAGGAAGAGUCCAAACUCUAAGCUGGAGAUACUGAGAUUUUCCACAUGUAAUCUCACCGGGAGUUGUGGGAGUUUGUCUUCAGUUUUACAAUCCUCAAACUCUGUCCUGAAAGAGCUGGGCCUGAGUAACAAUGAUCUGCAGGAUUCUGGAGUGGAGCUUCUUUCUGAAGGACUGAAGAGUUCAAACUGUAGACUGAAGAUACUGAGGUUGUCUGGCUGUAUGGUGACAGAGGAAGGCUGUGGUUAUGUGUCUUCAGCUCUGACUUCAAACCCCUCACACCUGAGAGAGCUGGAUCUGAGCUACAAUCAUCCUGGAGAUUCAGGAGUGAAGCUGCUCUCUGAAAAACUGGAGGAUCCAAACUGCUCACUAAAUAAACUCAAUGUUGAGCAUGGAGGAGAAUCCAGGAUUACAGCAGGACUCCAGAAAUUGUUUUUCACACUGGAUCCGAACACAGCAUACACUGAUCUCAGACUGUCUGAGGAGAACAGAAAGGUGACAGGUGUGUCUCAGUCUCAGUCGUAUCCUGAUCAUCCAGACAGAUUUGAUGUGUGUCCUCAGGUGUUGUGUAGAGAGAGUGUGUGUGGACGCUGUUACUGGGAGACUGAGUGGAGUGGACUUGUGUCUAUAUCAGUGUCAUAUAAGAACAUCAGCAGGAAGGGAUGGGAUGAAGAUUGUUGGUUUGGAUCUAAUGAUCAGUCCUGGAGUUUGAUCUGCUCUCCUGACAGAUACUCAUUCAUACACAAUAACAUAAUGACUGAUCUCUCUGUGAAGCCCAUCAUCAUCAGAAGAAGAAGAACAGGAGAUUAUGAAGAUAUCUACAGAGUAGGAGUGUAUGUGGAUGAGAGCGCAGGAACUCUGUCCUUCUUCAAUGUCUCUGACACAAUGAGACUCAUCCACACAGUCCAGACCACAUUCACUCAGACACUCUGUCCUGGGUUUAAAGUUUAUUCUGGAUCAUCAGUGAAACUGUGUUGAUGAUGUAAGGAGGUGAAUCAAAACCUGUAAAUGCAAUAAGACUGAUCUGAGAAGGGAUAUCCAAAGGAA
Puntigrus tetrazona (Sumatra barb) is the source of this 5709-nucleotide messenger RNA. Its product is annotated as NACHT, LRR and PYD domains-containing protein 12-like. The record is from RefSeq and is a predicted model, not a curated record. Gene Ontology annotation, molecular function: protein binding. NCBI's taxonomy places the organism in Eukaryota, Metazoa, Chordata, Actinopteri, Cypriniformes, Cyprinidae.